AUGGCUGCGUCCACCACAAAAGUGGAAAAGGUGACGAAAUACGAGACAUUAAAGCUUCUGGAAAAAUGUAAAAAGGAGAGAGACGAUGCGAUACACAGAGAGAAUACGAUGAGGGACAAGCUGAGGCAAUACGAGUCCAGGAUAAGGUCAACCGAGGGGCUUAAACAAAAAAUGAAAAAUAUGUCACUGGACAACAAGGACCUGCGUAAAACCGUGAAAACGCUAAGGGCUGAUCUGGGUUUGGAAUCGAGUCCAAAGUUCCAAGGGAAAACCACCAGGGAUAUUAUCAACGACCUGCACGAAAAAGAGCGUCAGUGCAUCUCAAUGGUAGAAAGAGCGGGGAAGUUGAGUCGCACGAUUGAUGAACUUACAUCGGAGCUGGCCAACACAGUAACUUCCAAAACUCUUCUGGAAGAACAGGUAGAAUCCCUACAGCAGAACCUGAAGGAAAUGACCAACAACCAGCGUCGCUUGCUGAAACUUUGGGAGGACAAGAAAGCACAAAGAGAACAGCUGUCCCUUCCGGCUAUUGGUCAAAGACCCGGGCAGCGACCUGUUGUACAUAAAAGCGUUCAGACCGAGAUGUCCAUCAGCGUGGCCCAGAAACUGCCUGCUAAUGCUUUUGAAAUUAAACCAGUUCGACGGGAGACUGAAAGAAAUAAAUCCACUUUAGAAAAACGCGGUAUUUUACAGAACGGUAUUCAUCGAGAGAAAACAUCUUUCAUGCACUCUGAACCAAAGGGCGUCCCGAAUUUAUUGAUGCAACACACUGGUUUGGAGACCUAUAAUAGCAACAGCUAG
Messenger RNA from Anguilla anguilla (European eel), 801 nucleotides. RefSeq lists its product as uncharacterized. The transcript has a single exon. The coding region runs from base 1 to 801 and encodes 266 amino acids. NCBI's taxonomy places the organism in Eukaryota, Metazoa, Chordata, Actinopteri, Anguilliformes, Anguillidae. The record is from RefSeq and is a predicted model, not a curated record.